This is a messenger RNA of Priceomyces carsonii, 864 nucleotides long. RefSeq lists its product as uncharacterized. The record is from RefSeq and is a predicted model, not a curated record. Gene Ontology annotation, molecular function: Atg8-family ligase activity. Lineage: Eukaryota; Fungi; Ascomycota; Pichiomycetes; Serinales; Debaryomycetaceae. Gene Ontology annotation, cellular component: Atg12-Atg5-Atg16 complex; phagophore assembly site membrane; cytoplasm. Bases 1 to 864 code for a protein of 287 amino acids. The transcript has a single exon. Gene Ontology annotation, biological process: C-terminal protein lipidation; autophagy of mitochondrion; autophagosome assembly.
AUGAGCUCGAACUUAGUCGAAAUUAAAAGUAAACUAUGGAAUGGUACCAUUAAUAUUAAGAUUUCAUUUAUGGUUGACAAGAACUCAGAUCGAAAAGAAUUCUUAUUCACUGCUUAUCGAAAUUCUUACUUUCCCAUACAUUUUCCUUUAAUUAUUUCUUAUUUUAAGUUGUUUGAUAAACAUCUCCCAUAUCAGCCAAUAUGGUUGGAAUACGAUAGUGUUCCGAUAAAGUGGAAUUUACCUAUAGGUGUACUAUAUGACUAUUUGCGUUUACCUUCAGACUCUGAAAAUAGAGAUGUGGAAAACUGCUGGAAUAUACAAUUAAGGCAGAGUGACUAUCCUGUCGAGCACAUUAUCCCAUUCAUGUACAAGAAUGAAGACACUACUAUAGCAUACGAAAAAUCUUUGAAGGAACUAGUUGUGAAUCAAUUGAAACAAUCAUGUUUCGUUUUAAAUGGCACUUCGCGACCCAUUAUGAAUCUCAGUGAGCAUGAUUCAGAUGAUUUAUGGGAUUCUAUAAAAUAUCAUAAUCUAAGCCAAAAUUCUAAAAUAAAUAAUAAGAUAAUACCUGCGAAGAUUCAUAAAAUUCCGCUUAAAAUUUACAUUCAAGGUGCAUCAAAUGCAAUACAAGCUCCUGUAUCAUCACAGGAAGAAGGAAGACCCGUGAUAUUAGAUUCAGUUUUGAAAAAUCUCUUACCAGACCUAUUCGCUGGCUCGAAUAUAAUUGCUCUGGUUCAUAUUCAUGGUAUACAUUCAGAUUCUUUCAUGGGAAAAAAUGGACUCAGUAUUUUUGAACUUUGGAAUGUAUUCAAGCAUCUUGACAACUUUUUGUAUGUCUUUGUGAUUUUGAAAAAUGACAAGUGA